AUGGUUUCGUUUAAAUUCCUCCUCCUUGCGACAGCAGCAGUCACUGCCGUGCUUGGUCGCCCCUUCGACUUCCUCGAUGAGCGAGACGACGGCAACUCGACUGAGAUCCUUGAGAGGCGCCAGGUCACGCCUAACUCGGAGGGCUACCACAACGGUUACUUCUACUCCUGGUGGUCUGAUGGAGGCGGCCGUGUUACAUACACCAUGGGUGAGGGUAGCCGAUACCAGGUGAGCUGGACCAACACCGGCAACUUUGUGGGUGGUAAGGGUUGGAACCCUGGCACUGGCCGAACCAUCAACUACGGUGGCGCUUUCAGCCCCAGCGGCAACGGUUAUCUGGCCGUUUAUGGCUGGACUCGCAACCCGCUGGUUGAGUACUACGUAGUCGACUCUUAUGGCACAUACAAUCCCGGCAGUGGAGGUCAGUACAAGGGCACCGUCACAACUGACGGCGGAACCUACAACAUCUACGUCUCUACUCGCGUCAACCAACCCUCUAUCGACGGCACAAGAACCUUCCAGCAGUACUGGUCUGUGCGCACCUCUAAGCGCGUCGGAGGCUCUAUCAACAUGCAGGCUCACUUUAACGCCUGGGCUAGCUAUGGAUUGAACCUUGGCUCGCACUACUACCAGAUUGUGGCCACUGAGGGUUACCAGAGCAGCGGAUCUUCUGACAUCUACGUUCAAACUAAGUGGUAUGUUUAG
Colletotrichum spaethianum is the source of this 705-nucleotide messenger RNA. Its product is annotated as endo-1,4-beta-xylanase G. Bases 1 to 705 code for a protein of 234 amino acids. The transcript has 2 exons. Gene Ontology annotation, biological process: xylan catabolic process. Gene Ontology annotation, molecular function: hydrolase activity, hydrolyzing O-glycosyl compounds. The record is from RefSeq and is a predicted model, not a curated record. NCBI's taxonomy places the organism in Eukaryota, Fungi, Ascomycota, Sordariomycetes, Glomerellales, Glomerellaceae.